ACGAGGGCUGUAAUACACGUCUUUCUGAGUCUUUUCCUCGUGAUAUUUCGAAAGUUAGCUGCUGUUUUCCGUUGAAAAAUGACUCUCGAAGCCAUCAAGUACAAAGCUGGCCAACUACAAAUACUCGACCAGCUACUGUUGCCCGGGGAAUCGAAAUACAUUCCCAUUACCGGCGUUAAGGAUGGUUGGAUCGCGAUUCAUAAGAUGCAGGUGAGAGGUGCACCAGCCAUCGCCAUCGUUGGUUGUUUAUCGCUCGUGGUGGAGAUUUACGAUAAACAGUAUGACACGAAGGCUGCGCUCGAGCAGGAAGUAAGCAAACAUCUGCAAUAUCUCGUCACGUCACGACCGACGGCAGUCAACCUGAAGCUGGCAGCUGACGAUGUGAAGUCACUGGUUGAAAGUUGUUUGGCCAACGAAACGGUGAAUGUUGAUGGGAUGAAGCAGGAAGUUAUCAAGUCGAUUGAACACAUGUUGGAGAAGGAUAUAAGUGAUAAUCGUGCCAUCGGCGACAACGGUGCCAAUGUUCUGUUGAAAGGAAUAGAUAGGCCAUUGAAAUUGCUAACUCACUGCAACACUGGAUCGCUAGCAACCGCAGGUUACGGAACGGCUCUAGGCGUAAUACGGAGUGUAAAUGAAAGGAGCCUCCUAGAACACGUGUACUGUACUGAAACUCGACCGUACAACCAGGGUGCCCGUCUGACCGCUUAUGAACUUGUGCACGAUAAACUUCCAGCUACCCUAAUCACAGACAACAUGGUAGCCGCCCUGCUAAACACCCGUAAAAUUGAUGCCAUCAUCGUCGGUGCCGAUCGUGUCGCGGCAAACGGUGAUACGGCUAACAAAAUUGGCACGUAUCAGAUGGCUGUGGUGGCAAAACAUCACGGUGUACCAUUUUACGUGGCUGCACCAUUCACUUCGAUCGAUGUCGCUAUUACGGAUGGUUCGCACAUUAAAAUUGAGGAACGACCAGAACACGAGCUAACACACAUCGGUGGGCAGAGGAUUGCCGCGCCCGGGAUUGGGUGCUGGAAUCCGGCAUUUGACGUUACGCCGGCCGAACUGAUAACGGGCAUUAUCACCGAACGCGGUGUACUGAAACCGAGUGAAUUGGCUGAAAAGGUCAGACAAAAAUGAAUGAAUCGAUCGCGCGUUGCGGUUCAGUAACGUUAUUAACGCAGGAUGUGUUUUGUUCUUGUGUAUGGGUACGGUAAUCUAGCGUGAGAAAGAUUUUACUAGAAAUGCAAAGGUUUUGCGGGGAAAAGGGGCUAAAACGUUUAGAGACUAAGAAGGGGAAAUUAUGCUUCUUUUGCAACGUGAUAACAUAUACCAGCACAACGGAAAAGGGUCAAUACAUAAAUCACGUUGUACGUGAUAAGUGGCUGCGUACGUUGACAGUUAGUUUUGCAAUAGGCGGAGCUCGGAAUAUAAGGCUAACGAACCCUGUAAGCUGCCAUGCAGAGUAUGUGCUAUUGUGAUUGUAAACCAGGAUUACUGUUUAGAAAUGUCCUUGUCGAAGUGGGAUGGAUAGAUGGGAAGUGCGUAGACAGACGUGUGGAUUAGACUAUAAGCGAGCUCUAUGACGGUGUAAGGAAUAGCACAUUCAUGGCAGUUAUGCUAUGAGAUAGCUUGUUUUCUUUUAAAAACCAUUCCGUUAAUAGCCUCGCUUCUUAUUGGAGAAAUAUAACCUGUA
Messenger RNA from Anopheles moucheti, 1690 nucleotides. Its product is annotated as methylthioribose-1-phosphate isomerase. The record is from RefSeq and is a predicted model, not a curated record. NCBI's taxonomy places the organism in Eukaryota, Metazoa, Arthropoda, Insecta, Diptera, Culicidae. Gene Ontology annotation, molecular function: S-methyl-5-thioribose-1-phosphate isomerase activity. The transcript is spliced from 5 exons. The coding region runs from base 79 to 1134 and encodes 351 amino acids.